Molecule: messenger RNA, 1879 nt
Organism: Tripterygium wilfordii
Lineage: Eukaryota; Viridiplantae; Streptophyta; Magnoliopsida; Celastrales; Celastraceae
Product: UDP-glycosyltransferase 73C3-like
Exons: 1
Coding region: 144-1607 (487 amino acids)
Molecular function (GO): UDP-glycosyltransferase activity
Source: RefSeq, a predicted model, not a curated record
GAUGGCGGGCUUAUGGACCCCACUUUGAUUGCUGUGAAGUGUAUGCAGCAAUGAGUGUCUCAUUGUCUGCAAGGGGAUCAGAAGGAGAGACGCAAUCCUGCUAGAUCAAGUUCUUCCAUCUGCUUAUACAUUGCAAACCACCUAUGGAUGAUCUUCAAGUUGAGGGGCUUCAUUUUGUCUUAUUUCCGCACCUAAUACCAGGCCAUAUGAUACCCAUGAUAGACAUUGCAAGACUGUUAGCAAAGCGCGGCAUGGUUGUCACCAUAUUCACCACCCCACUGAAUGCAGCUCGUUUUGCGUCUGUUCUUGUUCGUGCCAGAGAAUCAGGGCUCCAGAUCAGGGUUAAAGGACUCAACUUUCCAUCUGAAGAAGCAGGACUACCACAAGGUUUUGAGAAUUUAGAUAUGGUGUUUUCGUCUGACGAUGCUUUGAAGUUCUUGAAUGCAGUUUCCAUGCUGCAACAGCCUGCGGAGAAAUUGUUUGAAGAGCUAACACCCCGGCCAAGUUGCAUUAUUUCUCAUAUGGUCAUGCCCUGGACAGUCCCUAUCGCGACCAAGUUCCAUGUACCAAUGAUUUCUUUCAAUGGGUUUUCUUGCUUUUGUAACUUGUGCAUGCACAGCAUACAUAAUUCUAGGGUUCUUGAGAACAUAAGUUCAGAUUUUGAAUACUUCGCCAUUCCUCGCUUCCCCGAUCAUAUCAAAAUUACCAUAGCCCAGUUGCCAUCGCCCCUAAGACCAGAUGCAAGAGAGCAUCUUGACAAACUGUUAGCCGCCGAGAGUCUGAGUCUUGGGAUGAUUAUUAACUCAUUUGAAGAGCUGGAGACUGAAUAUGUCACAGAGUACAGAAAGGUGAAAGGAAAUAGGGUUUGGUGUAUUGGACCAGUUUCUUUAUCCAACACAAACACUUUGGAUAAGCUUGAGAGAGGUAAGAGGACCUCAAUUGAUGAAAAUGAGUGCUUCAAGUGGCUAGACUCACAGCAACCAAGGUCUGUAGUCUAUGCUUGUCUUGGAAGUAUGAGCAAUCUAACACCUUCACAAUUGAAAGAACUUGGGUUAGGCCUGGAGGAAUCAGGAAGACCAUUCAUUUGGGUUUUAAGGGAAGGAAAUAAAUCAAAGGAUAUGGAGAAGUGGAUUUCAGAAGAUGGAAUUGAAGAAAGAAUCAAAGGGAGAGGCCUUAUAAUCCGGGGUUGGGUUCCGCAAGUUUUGAUACUGUCACACCAGACAAUUGGAGGAUUCUUAACACAUUGUGGAUGGAAUUCAAUCCUUGAAGCAAUAAGCAUGGGUUUGCCUAUUAUUACAUGGCCACAAUUUGAAGACCAAUUCUGUAAUGAGAAGUUAGUCACUCAAGUGCUAAAGAUUGGUGUCAGCGUUGGAGUGGAGGUUCCGACGCUAACAUUAGUAGAAGAUGAGGCAGGGGUCUUAGCAAAGAAAGACGAUUUUACGAAAGCUAUAGAUAGUUUGAUGAGUGAAGGAGAUGAGGGAGAAGAAAGGAGGAGGAGAGCCAGAGAGCUUGGGGAGAUGGCAAAGAGAUCAGUAGAAGAAGGAGGCUCUUCUCACCUCAAUCUGACAUUGCUUAUCCAGGAUAUCAAGCAACAAUCUUGUGGCUGAUGUCGAUACAUGACAAAAGAGAAAAUGACUCUGUCCAUUAAUUUUAAGUAUCUAGUUAAUGUCUGUCUGUCUUAUUUCUGUUGAUUAUUGGUAAAUGGUUGUCUCUGUGUGUUAUCUGUUAUGUUCUUGAUGGUGAUUUUUUUGGUUCUUUGAUAUUUCUUUUAGGAGGUUCUGUUAAUGUGUGAGCUUCAUUAGCAGCUUUGGAGCUUCAAUUUGUAACAAUUUCCUGUUUGGAUUUGCAUAUUUAUAUCUGCAUACCUUAUGUCUGCAAA